CCCGCACUGAAAUCCAUUUGUUAUAACGCUGUGUUUUCAUUCCAAUACCGGUAGGAUGAGGUAAAACAAGUGUAUACGUGAAUUGUCGCUGAAACAAACGAGGUCGUGACAAUGACGAUGAACUCAUUACCCACUGGAAGUGAGAACAGCUCCAAUAACGUCGUCAUCUUCGACGUCUCGAAAAACGAGAAGAAAUUGAACGAGGAGUACAAGGCACUACAGAGGAAAUUAAAACCGAAAUGGAAAUUUAUCGAAAACACGGAGGUCUUGACGCAAGAGUUUCUCGCGACUGGGAAGAUCCUAAUUCUGGCUGGACCGAAAAACAAAUUCACGGAUCUGGAAAUGAAUUCGAUCAGAACGUUUCUGAAUUCCGGCGGAAACGCCUUAGUCAUGCUCGGCGAGGGUGGAGAGAAAAAGUUCAACACUAACAUUAACUUUCUGCUCGAGGAAUUCGGGAUAAUGGUCAACAAUGAUUGCGUUGUGAGAAUGAAUUAUCAUCAAACCCUGCACCCGAAGGAAAGCACGAUCACGAAAGGGUUGUCGAACAAAUCUGUGUUUUCAAAGAGUCGCGAAGAUAGGGAACUGAAAUUUUUAUAUCCGUACGGCGCAACUCUGAACGUGGUAAAACCAUCGAUAGUUGCAUUAUCGAGCGGUACCAUAACGGUUCCCACCAACAGACCAGUCUGUGCCUAUUACUCGUCCAAAACGACCACCGGAAAGCUGGUAGUUCUAGGCUCGUCAAAAAUAUUGACCGAUGCAUACCUCGACAAGGAAAAGAACGACGUACUCAGAGAAAUGAUUUUCGGAUUUUUCGAGUCCGAGCCAAUCGAGACUUCCGAGAUGCAAGGGGACGAUGCCGAUUACUGGGAAUACAACUUCGUGCCGGAUAUUACUCAACAAGCCGAAAAGCCCAAAGUGUGCACGCAGGACCUGGACAGCGUCGACAUACCAAGGGAGUACACGAAGCUUUUCAAGCACGACUUGUAUUCGAUAAAUCUGGACAUGGUCCCGGCGAGCUUGAAAGCUUACGACGACCUCAACGUAAAGCACGAACCGUUGAGUUUGAUUGCGCCGAACUUCGAGACGCCUUUGCCGCCGACUCAAGCUUCUGUAUUCCCUCCGACGUUUCAGGAACUUCCACCACCAGCCUUAGAACUUUACGAUCUGGACGAAGCUUUCAGCUCGAAUUUCCUCAAACUGUCGCAACUGACGAACAAGUACAUGACUGACACUGACAUUUCGAGCGAGAAGGAGUUGGACUAUUACAUUCGGGAAUUCGGCGCAAUCAUGCGAAUCAGCAAUAUCGAAACGCUCACGGCCAAGGGCGUUUUGAAUCACGUUUUUAUGAAGAUUAGUAGUUACAAGGCUGCCCAUAAUUAGAAUGACCGUUUUAGUUCGUUUGGAUUGUACAGACUAUCACGUAUUUUACACUCACGAUUUUUGAAUAAAGUUGAUUAUUUGUAAAUUUUGUA
Nasonia vitripennis (jewel wasp) is the source of this 1472-nucleotide messenger RNA. It is a transcript of the gene IFT52, whose product is annotated as intraflagellar transport 52 homolog (Chlamydomonas). Lineage: Eukaryota; Metazoa; Arthropoda; Insecta; Hymenoptera; Pteromalidae. Gene Ontology annotation, biological process: intraciliary transport; cilium assembly. The coding region runs from base 112 to 1380 and encodes 422 amino acids. The transcript is spliced from 6 exons. The record is from RefSeq and is marked validated. Gene Ontology annotation, cellular component: cilium; intraciliary transport particle B; centriole.